Messenger RNA from Cylicocyclus nassatus, 1684 nucleotides. NCBI's taxonomy places the organism in Eukaryota, Metazoa, Nematoda, Chromadorea, Rhabditida, Strongylidae. The record is from the annotation of a GenBank genome assembly.
AGCAUUAAUGUCUCAACUAUGGCUAAUUAUACUUAUCCUCCCGGCCGUGGACGCGAAUCUGCUAAGUGCCGGGAUUCUGUCGGAAACUGUUCCUCUUCGACCAAAAAAUUACCAAAUGAUUGGCUUUGCUCAGUCCGCGUUGAAUCAAACUCAGGUAGAAAUUCGAUUAUCUUGCGUUGAAGAAAAUGUCGAUAUGGUCUUCCAAGUGGAGUAUGCCCUCCGCUCUUCACCUUGUGACAAGGAGUUUUUUGAUGCGAAGAGGGCGGAUAAUCUUCGGAAGCUACUGACAUUUUACUUCUCUGAUCCAGACCACAUUCCCGACACUUACAGUUACGAUAAAAUUGUAUACUAUAAGUCAAAGCCGCAAAACUUUUCUUGCAGAGAUUCGCAUGGCUCCAUAAUUUUUUCGGAAGCCGAUCCUCAUGCAAUGAUGGUCAAGAAUGUCACAACCUUGCUCCAAUUUCAAGAUAGACGUGACAAGAGAAGUAAUCCCAUUGUUUCCACAUCGCUCUCGUCGUGGAAUCCAGCACAAACUAUACCUGCAGAUGGCAUCUAUUUCUUGGUAAUGAAGAUAAUCGGGGUUUCGUAUCCUUCAUCUUCACCAUCUGAGGAGCAUAAUGUUACGAUCACUGUAAAGUGGAAGCAACCGCAUGGAUAUCUCAGCGCUAUUGACUAUCCUUUACUCAGGAUUCAGUACUGGAUAGGAGCUGUUAUCAUUCUUGGAAUGAUUGAGAAAGCAUUCUUCCUGGCCGAAUAUUCAACAAUGAAUACUAGUGGGAGAAGCGUUGAAGGAGUUUUGGAGCUUGCGGAGUUGGUAUCAUGUGCAAAGAGGACUAUGUCACGAGUCUUGGUCAUAAUAGUGUCUGUAGGAUAUGGAGUGGUGAAGCCUCGACUGGGAAAUACGCUUAGUCAGGUUGCUGGUGUUGGAUUAGUCUACUUCGUUUUCUGCGCCAUAGAAGGACUAGCUCGAGUGUCUAAGAAUCACGUCGAAGCAGCCAAACAGAAGCAGUUCGCUGCACUUCCUUUGGUCAUAACAGAAAUGGUCAUUUUCUAUUGGAUUUUUACAUCACUAGGUGCAACUAUGCGCACGCUAAAGUUGAGGAGGAACGAGGUGAAGCUAACGGUGUAUCGGCAUUUCAUGAAUACCCUCAUGUUUGCUGCCAUCGCUUCGGUAGUUUUCAUGAUCUGGAGCCUUCUCUUCCACAUUUUUCCCACAUGUUUGAAGGACUGGAAAGAACUAUGGGUGGACACUGCCUUCUGGCAUGUUCUGUUCUGCUUCAUCCUUGUAGUUAUCGUCAUUUUAUGGCGACCUUCGAUCAAUAAUCAGCGUUAUGCCUUCACUCCGCUUCUGGAUGAUAGUGAAGAUGAAAAUGACCAAGACGAGAUUUUCAAUGCUUCCGCGCCUGGUUUCGAGAUGUUGAAGCAGCGCGAAUCCGGCAGCGGAGCAGAUAUACGGCGUCAGAAAGAAAAGGAUCGUGAAGAUCAUAAAUUACAGGACGACUUGCGAUGGAUCGAGGACCAUAUUCCAUCUUCGCUUGCUGAGCAUCUUAUCAUGGACGAAGACGAGGACAAAGAAGCGCGGGAACUUGAGAUCACGCAGUUGGUCUCCAAAUCUGGUUACACCUAUAUUCCUUCACUCCGAAGCAAGGUGUCUGUAAGAUUUUCUGAUGUCGCAUCACAAUAA